This is a messenger RNA of Dipodomys spectabilis (banner-tailed kangaroo rat), 1407 nucleotides long. It is a transcript of the gene Best4, whose product is annotated as bestrophin 4. The record is from RefSeq and is a predicted model, not a curated record. NCBI's taxonomy places the organism in Eukaryota, Metazoa, Chordata, Mammalia, Rodentia, Heteromyidae. The transcript has 9 exons. The coding region runs from base 1 to 1407 and encodes 468 amino acids. Gene Ontology annotation, molecular function: chloride channel activity.
AUGACGGUUUCAUACACCCUUAAAGUGGCAGAGGCGCGCUUUGGAGGCUUCUCGGGCCUGCUCCUGCGCUGGAGGGGCAGCAUCUACAAACUCCUCUACAAGGAGUUCCUGCUCUUCUCUGCCCUGUAUGCCAUACUCAGCAUCGCCUACCGGCUGCUGCUGACCCAGGAACAGAAGCAUGUGUAUGCCCAGGUGGCCCGGUACUGCAACCGCUCAGCAGAGCUCAUCCCCUUGUCCUUUGUAUUGGGUUUCUACGUGACCCUGGUGGUCAACCGCUGGUGGUCUCAGUACACCAGCAUCCCGCUGCCAGACCAGCUGAUGUGCGUCAUCUCAGCCAGUGUGCACGGCGUGGACCAGCGUGGCCGCCUGCUCCGCCGCACCCUCAUCCGCUAUGCCAACCUGGCCUCGGUGCUGGUGCUGCGCUCCGUGAGCACCCGCGUGCUCAAGCGCUUCCCUACCAUGGAGCACGUGGUGGACGCAGGUUUUAUGUCCCAGGAGGAGAGGAAAAAAUUUGAGAGCCUGAAAUCCGACUUCAACAAAUACUGGGUCCCCUGUGUCUGGUUCACUAACUUGGCGGCCCAGGCUCGCAAGGAUGGGCGAAUUCGUGAUGACAUCGCUCUUUGUCUUCUUCUGGAAGAGCUGAACAAGUACCGUGCCAAGUGCAGCAUGCUGUUCCACUAUGACUGGAUCAGCAUCCCACUCGUCUACACCCAAGUGGUGACGAUAGCUGUAUACUCCUUUUUUGCUCUCACUCUGGUUGGCCGGCAGUUUGUAGAGCCAGAGGCAGGGACUGAAAAACCUCAGGAGCUUGAACCAACGCCAGCCCUGGGGAACCUGGACAUGUAUGUCCCUCUCACUACACUGCUGCAGUUCUUCUUCUAUGCUGGCUGGCUCAAGGUUGCAGAACAGAUCAUCAAUCCCUUUGGUGAGGAUGAUGAUGAUUUUGAGACUAAUCAACUUAUAGACCGAAACUUGCAGGUGUCCCUACUGUCUGUGGAUGACAUGUACCAGAACCUGCCUCCAGCAGAGAAGGACGCAUACUGGGAUGAGGACCAGCCACAGCCACCCUACACAGUGGCCACAGCGGCCGACUCACUGCGGCCUUCCUUCCUGGGUUCCACCUUCAACUUGAGAAUGAGUGAUGAACUGGAGCAGAGCGUGCAGGUGGAGUUAUCCCCGAGGUUGGCUGGGCCAGCGCCCGCAAUGCAAACCCCAUUGCUCAGCCGCUUUCUGGGGGCAGGUGCACCCUCUCCUGCCAUCAGCCUCCGGAACUUUGGCCGCCGGGUUGUCCCCCGGACUCCCCAUCUGCUGCGCUUCAGAGGUGAGGAGGGAGGAGACUCUGAGACUGCUGAACGCAUUGAGGAAGAAGCAGUGGCAGAGUCCCCAGAUGAACCCCUGGGACCCUGA